CAGCGGAUCGCAGGUUUAAAAUGACCUGAUGCACAGCUGAGGAAUACAUGAUGCUGUCCAGAAAGACAAGGCCAAGAGCCAAAAACUCAGCAUGGUGAUCAUCUUCAUAUCCUCAAGGGUGUCAAAGUGGGAUGAGAGGCUACACCUGCUGAAGCCAGGACUGACAUCUGACAUUACAAAGUUAUAUGGAUGCCAGAGAAGUGCAGUGGCCUGUGAAAUAAAGUCUGUCCUACGUGAGAUUUCAAAACCCAGGACUGGAUGUUAAUGAAAAGACUGAAUCUGGUCCCUGGGGGUGAAAAGCCCACUUCCUAUUGAUGUUAAACCAACUGCCCGAGGAUGAUUUACUGUAGAGUGCCCUAUAUUUAACCCAUUAUAUAUUCAGAGUAUGAGCUGCCUGUGGCAUUUAGGCUGCACAACUGAACAAUUCCUAAUGCGUAACGGGCCCACUGUUGCAUUCUCUUUGAAAAAUCACAGGAAGGGGGUACCACAGAGAUGGUGGAGGGAGGGACAGCCUCUCCACCUCACCACGUCUCCAUCUCACGUUACCGAGCUAUAGUGAAGUGGCGGAGUGAGCGCGGAGCCUAUUGCGCCACUAAAGUCUGCCUUCUCCUCCAAAGGUGAUAAAACUCAGCUCAGAGAUCCAUUAUGCUCCCGCGUCAACAUUUUACAUCUCACUGACUUUCCUCUACGAGGUCGCGGCGAGUAGGCACCACGGGUCGGUGGAUUCAUUAUGGGACUGGGUGGCACAACUAUGCCCGGUCGGCCAGUGUCGUGACUGACGGCGGCAGCUGCAGAGCUGGAAGGAGAAUCUUCUCAUGGGACUUCGCGGUUGUGGAGCGCCUGAUCUGGUGGCAACGUGAGGAGACACAUACUUCCAGAAAACGGGCGACAAGAAGACUCCCCUUCCUUCGCCCUACAGCUGCCACGGAGCUGGCCGAUUGGUAAGAAACCGGGACGCACCGGGAAAGAGGACGGCACUUCGUCUUUCAGCCGGGCAGAGACGAGCCAGUACUUUCAAAGCCAAAAACGCUGUGGGCUACAUAGUAUGGGAGCGCUAUGUUGUCCAGGAAAGGACUCAUUCCUGAUGAUUACCUGCUGACACGUUUAGCUGAGGGUGUCGUGCACCCUAAAUUUAAUUCGAAACCGGGGAAAGCUCGGUUCAUCGCCAAGAACGGCACCUGCAAUGUAGCGCAUACCAACAUCCGAGAGCAGGGCCGAUUCUUGCAGGAUGUCUUCACCACUCUCGUGGAUUUAAAAUGGCUCCACACGCUCAUCAUUUUCACCAUGUCCUUCCUGUGCAGCUGGCUCCUUUUCGGGAUGAUCUGGUGGCUCAUUGCCUUUGCACACGGCGACUUGGACCAGAGAGGAGACGACUUUGUCCCGUGCGUAACGGACAUUCACUCCUUCUCCUCUGCUUUCCUCUUCUCCAUAGAGGUCCAGGUGACCAUCGGCUUCGGGGGCCGGAUGAUCACGGAGGAGUGCGUCUCCGCCAUCAUCAUCCUGAUCGUGCAGAACAUUGUCGGGCUGCUCAUCAACGCAAUCAUGCUCGGCUGCAUCUUCAUGAAAACUGCGCAGGCCAACCGACGCGCAGAGACGCUCAUUUUCAGCAAGCACGCCGUCAUCUCCAUCCGCAACAACAAGCUGUGCUUCAUGAUACGCAUCGGGGACCUGAGGAAAAGCAUGAUCAUCAGCGCCACCGUGCGAAUGCAGGUGGUCAGGAGAACUAGCACCGAGGAGGGCGAGGUGGUUCCCCUGGACCAGAUUGACAUCCACAUGGAUAACCCGGUCGGCACCAACGGCGUCUUCCUGGUGUCCCCUCUCAUCAUCUGCCACGUCAUCGACAAGGACAGCCCUCUGUAUGACCUGUCCGCCUCUGACCUGCUGCACGAGCACAUAGAGGUGAUCGUGGUGCUGGAGGGGGUGGUGGAGACCACGGGCAUCACCACGCAGGCCAGGACCUCCUACGUGUCGGAGGAGAUCCUGUGGGGGCAGCGCUUUCUGCCCACAGUCUCCGAGGAGGACGGCAUGUACGCGGUGGACUACUCCAAGUUCGGUAACUCAGUGAAGGUGCCGACACCGUGCUGCAGCGCCAAGAAACUGGAUGAAUCAGGUGGCAUCGCUCAGUUUAAACUGAACGAGGGCGUCACCUCGCGGGGGACUGUGAGAAGGCGGCGGGGCAACGCGGGGGUCCGCAGAUCCAGGGUGGAGACCUCGUAAACUAAUAGUCCAUGUAAACCAUGUCUGCCAGCAUUUUUUACGAGAAUUGUUCAAGUUUGAGGAUUGUUAAGUGACAAAAAUCACAUUUAUUUCAUAAUAAAUAUAUAUAAUGGAUUACCUGUAAUCAAUAAAUCAUGUGCAAUCCUAUGCAGUCAAAUGUAUACACACAUACGCACGCUGUUAACUCAGGGUCAGCGUGGAAAAGCACAAAGACCGAAUGCACUGAGAAAUAUGAGAUGUGGGUUUUAUAAAACCUGAGGAGUCCUGUUUGAUCUUUUUUUUUUUUUUUAUUAAGGGUGACUGUAUGUAUCUAAAAGCAAUAAAGGUGACUGCUUCAUG
Messenger RNA from Micropterus salmoides (largemouth bass), 2556 nucleotides. It is a transcript of the gene kcnj11, whose product is annotated as potassium inwardly rectifying channel subfamily J member 11. Bases 1057 to 2217 code for a protein of 386 amino acids. Gene Ontology annotation, biological process: regulation of monoatomic ion transmembrane transport; potassium ion import across plasma membrane. Gene Ontology annotation, cellular component: plasma membrane. Gene Ontology annotation, molecular function: ATP-activated inward rectifier potassium channel activity. Lineage: Eukaryota; Metazoa; Chordata; Actinopteri; Centrarchiformes; Centrarchidae. The record is from RefSeq and is a predicted model, not a curated record. The transcript has a single exon.